AUGGAUCGUUUGCUUAAGCUGGAAAAUCUUGAUUUGUGUCUUACUCCAUACAAGGUACUAGCUACUGGACGUGAUGAAGGCAUGCUGGAAUUUAUACCAUCCAAAUCUUUGGCACAGAUUCUCUCAGAAUAUCGUACGAUCAUUACCUACCUGCAAAAAUCCCAUCCAUUUGGAAUUACUGCAACUUGCCUUGAAACAUUCAUAAAGAGUUGCGCUGGAUACUGUGUCAUUACAUAUAUUCUUGGCAUAGGAGACAGGCAUUUGGACAAUCUUCUACUUAGGGAUGACGGCCGCAUUUUCCAUAUUGAUUUCGGGUUUAUUCUUGGUAAGGAUCCAAAACCAUUCCCACCCCCUAUGAAACUCUGUAAGGAGAUGGUAGAGGCUAUGGGUGGAGCAGAAAGCCAAUACUACAGUAGGUUUAAGUCCUACCGUUGUGAAGCAUACAAUAUUCUGCGAAAGUUGAGCAAUUUGAUAUUGAAUUUGUUUCACCUAAUGGCGGGUUCAAAUAUAAAUGAUAUAGAUCUUGAAAAAGGCAUUCUUAAGCUUCAGGAGAAGUUUCGGUUGGACCAGGAUGAUGCAGAGUGCAUCCAUUUUUUCCAGGAUCUUAUCAACGAAAGCGUCAGUGCAUCAUUCCCUCAAAUGGUUGAGACAAUGCACCGUUGGGCUCAGUAUUGGCGUUGA
This is a messenger RNA of Oldenlandia corymbosa var. corymbosa, 681 nucleotides long. The record is from the annotation of a GenBank genome assembly. NCBI's taxonomy places the organism in Eukaryota, Viridiplantae, Streptophyta, Magnoliopsida, Gentianales, Rubiaceae.